Molecule: messenger RNA, 1864 nt
Organism: Morone saxatilis (striped sea-bass)
Lineage: Eukaryota; Metazoa; Chordata; Actinopteri; Moronidae
Exons: 11
Coding region: 320-1513 (397 amino acids)
Source: RefSeq, a predicted model, not a curated record
CUUGACGACAGCUUCUUGCCACUUUUAUCUUCAAUUCCUCUUCAAAAGCUGUAACACCUUUCGUUCUCGAGGUUCUAUGGAAAUUUACACUUCAUGCUGGCAAAAAGGGGGAACUAGAGCUUAGCAGCAACCCCCUCCCUCCCUCUCUUCAGCAAACAAUAUCCUCUUUUGGACCCAACCAGCCCCCGUUUUUUAUGUUAUCUCUUUGGUUUUAGCGUGGCACACACACGCAGUGGAGAUGAUUGUCUGGGCAGAUGGUGCUCAGUGUGUGGACUAGAAGCUGAGACAAGGCAAGAGAGGGACAGACUCCUCAUCCAUCAUGGGAUGCUGCAGUGUGACCCAGAGGCAUACUGGAGUGGACGAGGUGGGCCCUGAUGAGAUUGAGCUCCUGGAACUCUCUGGAGACAAUUUAGGAGUGUGGAGUCUUGGGGAAACCAGGCUUCAGCUGUCAGUCAGGAAUAGCAGAGAUGAGCAGCAGCCACCACCACCACCACCACUGGCCCGCUACCCUUCAAUACGACACCUGGAACAAGAGGUGGUGCUGUGGGGCAGGAGCAGAGACGAGUUGCACCACAGGAUUUACUCCAAGCAGCCAAUCAGGGACUGGGAGGGCCAGCCUCCCCACAUGUAUGGAGAGAUCAUCCACUCCUCCCUGGUGUCUCUCUGCAACAGCUACACACAGGAAACCAGUGAACACUUCCUGGUGUUGUUCUCUUUCCACCUACUGAUCCUCUCCCUGGACCACUCUCGACAAGACUUCAUUUAUGAGGGCAUCCUUCCCCUUUCUGGACUUUCCUUGCAAGCUGUCUCCCUGGACCCUGACACGUCCCAUUCACCACACAUGUUUGAGAUCAGCAAUCCAGUGAUGGACUCCAAGGUCUUCAUAUGUGCCAGCGCUGCAGAGUUACAGAAAUGGAUUCAACACAUAGAAGACAGGAGAUACAAGUCAAUGGCACAACCCAUGAGUCCCUCCCAUUGCGCUCUCUCCUAUCUAUUUCCCUGUGAUGAGCACUGGAAAAGAGAAGAACUGAAAAAGUACUUACUGCAAGCUCCGAUAUGGCAGUGGGAGGGCUCACCGAUACAGCACAUGGGUCUGCCGGGAUGCAUAUCUAUGGUCCAUAUCAUCAACACACAGAGACAGGGACUCCAAGAAAGACUGAUGGUUCUCUUCCCUCAAGACAUCCUGCUACUGUCAGUUGACAACAAGCGUCUGAAUAUAAGAUAUGAGGGCAGGUUGCCCCGACAAAGCAUCAAAGCGGUGGAGAGGUCAGCCCUGCCCGGACGGCUGGAGUUUGAGCUGAUGGGUGAGCUGGUGGAGCCCCUGCUAGUCUCUUGUAGCUGUCAGGAGGAUUAUUGGAACUGGAUCUUUCAACUACAACAGCCAGACAGAAACAGCCACGUUACUGUGAGUCACGCUCCACCUCCAAUCAUGCCAAAGCUGCAGAGAAGCAGGAAGGAGUCCCAGGAGCCGAUGAUAAAAGCCAACCAAUGUCACAUCAAUGGACACAGCUGACUCAACAGAAAAAGUUACGAAAAUUGCUGUAAUUAUAAAUCGAGAAUAACAUGUAGAUAGUAUGUACAUAUUACUUUUAUGUCCAGUUGUGUCACAAAAUGGAGAUACAGCAGUGAAGUGUUCUCACCCUAGUUUUGAUAUAUCUAGGUGAUUUUGCCACCCUGAGGGACUGAAAAGAUACUUUUAGUUCUCUUUGAUAUGGGGACAAACAGAAACAAGGUCAUGACCCAGUUUAAAGCCAGACCACAGCUGAAGAAAUGUUAGAUGUAGAUACUGUGGAGCUCUAAAUGUUACUAAGAAAUAGAAACUGGAGGAACUGAACAUAUUUAGCUUCGAUAUCUUAACCAUAAA